This is a messenger RNA of Paraphaeosphaeria sporulosa, 1349 nucleotides long. RefSeq names its product tryptophan synthase beta subunit-like PLP-dependent enzyme. NCBI's taxonomy places the organism in Eukaryota, Fungi, Ascomycota, Dothideomycetes, Pleosporales, Didymosphaeriaceae. The transcript has a single exon. The coding region runs from base 208 to 1227 and encodes 339 amino acids. Gene Ontology annotation, biological process: L-serine catabolic process; L-threonine catabolic process. The record is from RefSeq and is a predicted model, not a curated record. Gene Ontology annotation, molecular function: L-serine ammonia-lyase activity; threonine deaminase activity; pyridoxal phosphate binding.
CUCCCUCAAAUAACCACCAAACAGUGGAAAUCGGCAUGGAAGGCGGUCAUACAUAACCAAAGGGCGCGGAAGUUUCCCCAGAGAUAUGUUUAAAUGAUUUUCUUGGCUUAGCGCGCAUUAGCAGGACACAAUAACAGAAGGGCGCCCUUCACAUCAAAUUCUCUUAUCUUCCCAUUCGGACCAUUUGGACUCAAACCACACGAUAUCAUGACUUCAUUACAGCAAUCCCCCGCGCUACCCUGCCCGUGGAGAGAGACACCCCUGAACCGCUCGACCCUGCUGUCCAAGCACGCAGGGUGCCAAGUGUACCUCAAACUGGAAAACCUCCAGCCAUCUGGCUCCUUCAAGUCGCGCGGCAUAGGAAACUUCCUGCGUAGCCACCUGGCAUCUGCCAAUGCAGAAGAUCGACACCUCACGCACUUCUACAGCUCGAGUGGCGGCAAUGCGGGUCUGGCAUGCGUUCAUGCCGCCGUCACGUUGGGCGCCGCGGCGACUAUCGUCGUGCCGAUGACGACCUCGGCGUACACCAUGGACAAAAUGCGCGCUGCGGGAGCUACGGAGGUCCUGCAGGAGGGUGCAUCCUGGUAUGAAUGCGAUCAGUACCUGCGAGAAACAGUCAUCCCGCGGGCGAAAGAGGCGGGGGAGAUUCCGGUGUAUGUUCCACCGUUCGAUGCCUCGGAGAUUUGGGAAGGUCAUGCUACGCUGGUGGGGGAAACACUUGCGCAGAUGAAUCAGGAUGGCCCGCCGGAUGCAAUUGUGUGUAGUGUUGGCGGGGGCGGUCUUUUUUGCGGUAUCGUGCAGGGCUUGGAGAGGGCUGGACUCGAGAAUGUCCCUGUGUUGGCGGUUGAGACUGAAGGUGCACAUUCUCUUGCUUUGUCGCUCGAUAAGGGCGAGCUGUCGACAUUACCGGGAAUUACGAGCAUUGCGACAACUUUGGGUGCGAGGACGGUUGCGCCACAAGCUUUUGAAUACGGUCAACGGCCAAACGUCACGAGCGUUGUGCUUCCAGAUCACGCCGCGAAGGAAGGUUGUGUGAGGUUCGCGGACGAUGAGCGGAUUAUGGUCGAGGCUGCUUGUGGUGUAAGCAUGGCUCUGUGCUACGGCGGUAGGUUGAAGAAGUAUCUUCCUAACCUGACGGAAAAGAGCAAGGUGGUGUUCGUCGUCUGUGGUGGCAGUAAUAUCACUGCUGAGAUGCUGAGCAAAUGGACUGCUGAACUGAAGGAGUAAAGGGGCUAUCAAGCACUAAAGAAGGAAUGAUCACCGGCAAAGUGUUGAGCAUUGCAGCUCCGCACAGUAUAGAGUCAUCUAGUGAUGUCCUUUAUCAGUAUUCUACAUUGAAAAAUACAUAU